AUGGACUCCGCCGAGAGGUCUCCCUCGCCCGAGUUCUCGCCCUUGGCGAUCGGCGAAGAUCUCACCCCGCUACCCGCCUACAAGGCCGCACAAACCAACUCCUUCGACAUCGCCGGCCUACUGUCCACUCCCCUCAAGCUCCACGAGGACCUCGCUUCGGGAUGCGGAGGUCAAACCUGGCCCGCGGGCAUGGUGUUGGCAAAGCACAUGCUGCGUUACCACCGGGAAGCUCUGACCGGAGCCAGAAUACUAGAGCUAGGUGCCGGCGGCGGACUCGUCGGUUUGGCUGUUGCUCUAGGUUGUGACCUGCAGCAAACGCCGCUGUACCUCACAGACCAGGACGAGAUGUUCGAGCUCAUGGGCAGGAACACCAAGCUGAAUGGUCUUGAUGGCAAGGUUAAGCCCAUGAUCCUGAAUUGGGGCGAGCCGUUAUCACAAGAAGUCGUCGACUUCAAGCCGAAUGUCAUACUCGCAGCCGACUGCGUGUACUUUGAGCCCGCCUUCCCGCUUCUAUUGGAGACAUUGACAAAUUUGCUGACGCUGGAGCCCGACGCGACCAUCUACUUCUGUUUCAAGAAGAGGAGACGCGCCGACAUGCAGUUUCUCAAGAAGGCACAGAAGGCGUUCCAAGUGACAGAAAUCGUGGAUGAUGAUCGCGCCAUAUUCAGCAGAGAAGGGCUGUUUCUGUACACCUUCGCCAGCAAGAAGCCGACCGCCAACGGUGCUCGACAGUAG
Messenger RNA from Colletotrichum chrysophilum, 735 nucleotides. RefSeq lists its product as uncharacterized. Bases 1 to 735 code for a protein of 244 amino acids. Lineage: Eukaryota; Fungi; Ascomycota; Sordariomycetes; Glomerellales; Glomerellaceae. The record is from RefSeq and is a predicted model, not a curated record. The transcript is spliced from 3 exons.